CUGAAGAUGGCGGAAAAUGUGAAGGUGGUGUCUUCAUCUCUUGUUUGCGGCACUGCUUCAAAUUCAUUGUCAAGAUUAGAGCUUAAUCCAUGGGAUAUACGAGCAUUCCAAACAGUUCCUAUCCAAAGAUGCCUCAUAUUUCACAACCCUAAUUUUGAAUUUGAAUCCCUAAUCCAACAUCUCAAAAACUCACUCUCCCGCGCCCUAGACUUUUUCCCUCCGCUCGCCGGCCGCCUCGUCGCCACCCAACACGGAGACGGCAUGGCCAGUUUCUCCGUCGACUGCAAUAACGACGGAGCUGAGUUCAUUCACGCAAUCGCCCCUUCCAUCUCCGUCUCCGAGGUUAUCGACCCCCCGAGCUUCAUUCCAGAAGUCGUGUAUUCCUUUUUCCCGGCGAACGCCGGAUUCACCAAUUUCGAAGGAAUCUCGAAGCCUCUGGUGUCGGUGCAAGUCACCGAGCUAGCGGACGGCGUCGUCAUCGCCUGCUCCGCCAACCAUGUCGUCAUAGACGGCCCUUCUUUCUGGCAUUUCUUCACUUCCUGGUCGGAGAUCUCUCGCGGUUCAGAAUCGAUCUCGAAAUCUCCCGUGUUCGACCGCUCCAUCGCCGCCGAAGAUAAUAGGCGAAUCCAUCUCCCAACACUGGAGAAAAACCUAAUCGGACCAUCUCAAUUGCCACGGAAGGUAUUCCAUUUCAGCAAAGAGAAGCUAGGUGAACUGAAGGGGAAGGCGAAUUCCGAAAUGGAAACCGACAAAAUAUCUACUCUGCAAGCACUUCUGGCUCAUCUCUGGCGGAGCACAGUAGGCAGCUCGGAAGAUUCAACUACUCGAACUCUAGCACUGUUGAUUGGCGCGAGAAGCAGGCUGUCGUCUUUCUCAGACGCCUAUUUUGGGAACGCAUUCUUCCCCGUUGCAUUGGCGAUGAGCGGGAGCGAUCUAUGGAAGGGGGGAUUGGGCGGCACCGCGAUGAAGAUCAAUCAGCUGAUUGCUCAGACGAGUAAUGAAGCAAUCAGCCGAAACGCGGAGAAGAAGGUGGAGCCUCGCAUCAGGCGCGAGGGGGAAGAGAAAGUGGUGAUUCACGCAAUGGGGAGUGCUCCGCCUAUUGUCAUCACAAGUACUCCUCGACACAAUGUUUACGACUGCGAUUUCGGGUGGGGGAAGCCAAUUGCUAUGAGGAGUGGCUACACUUACAAGGUUGAGGGAUUGGUAGUGGUUUUUCCGGCGGCGGAUCCCGGCGGUAUGGACCUUGAAGUUUGCUUCGCUGAGCAGACGUUACAGACAAUGGAAGACUACUUAACUUCACACUAGUUCCCUCAUAUUUUCCAAAUUUCGAUUCUUGCUCUUUAUCUCAUUCUCAAUUUGUCUGCAAUUUGUACUCCCUUCGUCCGUCAUUAAAUGUUCCAUUUUUCCUUUUUCA
Messenger RNA from Salvia hispanica, 1414 nucleotides. RefSeq names its product putative acetyltransferase At3g50280. NCBI's taxonomy places the organism in Eukaryota, Viridiplantae, Streptophyta, Magnoliopsida, Lamiales, Lamiaceae. The record is from RefSeq and is a predicted model, not a curated record.